UCUUUUUAUGGAAGGCAUCGGCCUUGCGUAAUUAAAUCAAGCCGCUCGGUUACGCGACACGUGUCGGGGCGAGAUGUUUUGAUCGGCAAGUGCAACAGUCUGCCCGAUACGAUAAUUGCAUCUUCAUUCAUAAAAGUUGGCACGUCGUACGAUUCAAUUUCCACCUCGAAGAAAGGGGAUGAAACGUAGAGGACCGAAUUUUUCUCUAAAGAAAUGAAACAUCUUUCUUUCGAGCGGAUGUAAAUAUGUAAUAAAGAUAGCCCAUAAGAGAUCUCGAAGUGAAAAAAUAAUGUAACAAAAGAAAAAGGGGGAUUAUGGUUGAGAAAUUGGUUAAAAUGUAAAAGCAGCGGACUCGAGAUUGGUGGAUGGCGUGCCUGCUGGCCCGCGCCGGAAGUCGCGUGUCGACGUCGACCAUGCCACCACCGUCGUACCACCUUCUGUCUCCCCACCCUCGUAGUAGGUUUCUCGGGUUCGCCACCACCGCCACCGGUUUACCGCAUUUUCUUAGCUACCAACGAAGCGGCAUACCCCACGACGGAGCAACGUUUAGCUGGUUUUACCGUAGCACGCGUCGUUGCAACCAGCUCGAACCGCGUCCGUUGUUGGUGUACCGUUACCACUUGGUUUCGCGCGCUACCCAGGCAGUGAUUGGUCGAUCCUGCCAGCAGCGAGAGGGUCGAGGGAAAGCAACCCUCCGAAGGCGAGCCUCUGUUACGUAGCGUCUUCAGAAUCGUCAGGAUAAACGCAACGUUAACCACGCGCCGUCCGAGGGUGCUUCUUCCUCGAACUCGAUGAAAGAUCUUCUUCCGUUUCGCGAGAUCGUUUCGUUGCUGAUCGACCUUCGUGUGACGAUGUAAUAGUUAAUCGGUAAAAGAAAAAAGAAAAAAGGGAAUCGUCUAGACGCGUUGCCUAAAUAGUAAGGAUGUUGGGGCUGGAGGAUGAGAGAUCCACCUACGAGGUACCAUGAGCAGUAACAGCAAGAAGACGUCGGGUGGGAAGGACGACAAGAAGAAUCCGUCGAGCAAAGAGGAUAGCCCAGUAGCGGCGAAAGAUGAGGCCGGAGGGUCAGCGUCGACGGGGAGCACCGGUGGUGCUGGUAGCACGGAUGGAGCGCAGCCUGGAAGUAAACCUGGAUCGGCUGGAGCAACUAGCCGGGAAGCAGCUCAAAAACUGCUCGGGCUUGCCGCGCGUGGAGAAUGGGCACCGAUGGACCAGUUGCUCAAGUCUUUGGAGAAGGCGGUGCAGAACGUCGGGGAGGAUGCUUCGGUGGCUCCUCUCACCAGCGUUAUGGAUCCGGCGACUGGGAUGACGCCGUUGAUGUACGCUGUAAAAGACAAUCGGACCGGAUUACUCGACCGUAUGAUUGAACUGGGAGCGGAUGUGAGCGCUCGAAACAACGACAAUUACAAUGCUCUUCACAUCGCUGCUAUGUACUCGAGGGAGGACGUCGUCAAGUUACUCUUGUCGAAACGGGGCGUCGAUCCUUACGCUACUGGAGGGCCGAGACAACAAACCGCGGUGCAUCUGGUCGCAUCCAGGCAAACCGGUACCGCCACUUCGAUACUUCGAGCGUUAUUGGCUGCCGCCGGACGGGACAUAAGGCUGAAAGUCGACGGAAAAGGGAAGAUUCCUCUGCUGUUGGCGGUGGAGGCUGGAAAUCAGUCGAUGUGUCGGGAAUUGUUGUCUCAACAAGCGCCUGAUCAACUUCGCGCGACUACUCCGACGGGAGAUUCCGCUCUUCAUCUGGCAGCCAGGAGGAGGGACAUCGACAUGGUGCGGAUACUGGUGGAUUAUGGAGCGACUGUGGACAUGCAAAACGGCGACGGGCAAACGGCGUUGCACAUCGCGAGCGCCGAGGGUGACGAGACACUGGUGAAAUACUUUUACGGUGUCAGGGCAUCCGCUUCCAUCACCGAUCAUCAGGAUCGAACGCCGAUGCACUUGGCAGCGGAAAACGGACACGCUUCCAUAAUCGAGCUGUUGGCCGACAAAUUCAAGGCGAGUAUAUUCGAGAGGACGAAAGACGGCUCGACGCUGAUGCACAUAGCCUCGUUGAACGGCCACUCGGAAUGCGCGACCAUGCUCUUCAAGAAGGGUGUAUAUUUGCAUAUGCCGAAUAAACGGGGUGCCAGGUCGAUUCACACAGCGGCCAAGUAUGGCCACGUUGGCAUCAUAAGCACGCUGUUGCAACGGGGAGAGAAGGUGGACGCGACUACGAACGAUAAUUAUACGGCCCUGCAUAUCGCGGUGGAGAACGCGAAACCUGCCGUGGUGGAGACUUUGCUAGGAUACGGGGCUGAAGUUCACGUGAGGGGUGGAAAGCUUCGAGAGACUCCUCUUCAUAUAGCAGCUAGGGUUCCUGACGGCGAUAGGUGCGCUUUGAUGUUGCUUAAAUCCGGAGCUGGACCGAAUUUGACCACCGACGACGGUCAAACACCGGUACACGUGGCGGCGAGUCACGGGAACUUAGCCACGUUGAAGUUGUUGCUCGAAGAUGGCGGUGAUCCUAUGUACAAAUCCAAGCAGAACGGAGAAACCCCGCUGCACUUGGCGUGUAGAGGAUGCAAGGCGGACGUGGCGCGUCACCUGAUCCAAUUCGUGAAGGAGAAAAAGGGUCAGGAAACGGCGACCUCGUACGUCAACAGUUUGACAAACGAGGGAUGUAGCGCCCUGCAUUACGCUGCCCAGAUCGAACCGUCGGAAGUCGAGACGCCCGGGGACGAUCGAGCGGUGAUUCGUGCCCUCCUCGAAGGUGGUGCCGACGUGUCGUUGCAGACGAAGCAGGCACAAGAGUCGGCCUUCCAUCAUUGCGCGUUGGCCGGAAACAACGAGGUCUUGUCGGAAAUGAUAAGCGGUAUGUCCGCGACCGAGGUGCAGAAGGCGUUAAAUCGUCAGAGCGCGGUCGGAUGGACACCGUUGUUGAUCGCCGCUCACCGUGGUCACAUGGAACUGGUCACCACGCUGCUUGCCAAUCACGCAAGAGUGGACGUAUUCGAUUUAGAGGGCAGAUCUGCGUUGCAUCUGGCCGCUGAACACGGUUAUCUUCAGGUUUGCGACGCGCUGUUAGCGAACAAAGCGUUUAUCAAUUCCAAGUCCAGAGUGGGUAGAACGGCGUUGCACUUGGCAGCUAUGAACGGUUACUCGCAUCUCGUCAAGUUUCUCGUGCAGGAUCAUGGGGCUGCGAUAGACGUUCUUACGCUGAGAAAACAGACUCCGCUUCAUUUGGCAGCAGGUGCUGGCCAAUUGGAAGUGUGCAAGCUUCUACUCGAACUCGGGGCAAGCAUAGACGCGACCGACGAUCAAGGCCAGAAGCCGAUACACGCCGCGGCGAUGAACAAUUACGCGGAGGUCGCUCAGUUGUUCCUGCAGAGGCAUCCCAGUCUGGUGAUGGCGUGCACCAAGGACGGGAAUACGUGCGCCCACAUAGCAGCCAUGCAGGGCAGCGUUCGCGUGAUCGAAGAAUUGAUGAAGUUCGAUCGGCAAGGUGUCAUCUCGGCGAGAAACAAAUUGACCGAGGCGACGCCGCUUCAACUGGCUGCCGAGGGAGGACACGCCGAGGUGGUGAAAGCGUUGGUCAGGGCGGGUGCAUCCUGCGCCGAUGAGAAUCGGGCAGGAUUCACCGCGGUCCAUUUGGCCGCGCAACACGGCCACGGUCAGGUACUCGAAGUUUUGAGAUCCUCCCAGUCUCUUCGUAUAUCCAGCAAGAAGCUCGGCGUUACCGCUCUUCACGUAGCCGCGUACUUUGGUCAAGCUGAUACGGUCCGAGAGUUGUUGACCCACGUUCCGGGCACGGUGAAGUCUGAUCCUCCAACCGGUGGUUCGCUCGUAGGAGAAUUAGGCAGCGAAUCUGGAAUGACGCCUUUACAUCUGGCUGCCUAUUCCGGUAACGAGAACGUCGUACGAUUACUGCUGAACUCGGCUGGUGUACAGGUAGAGGCGGCGACCACGGAGAACGGUUUCAAUCCUCUUCACUUGGCCUGCUUCGGGGGUCACAUCACGGUGGUCGGUCUUCUGUUGAGCAGAUCGGCAGAGUUAUUGCACAGCUCGGAUCGGUACGGCAAAACCGGUCUACAUAUCGCCGCGACGCACGGUCAUUACCAGAUGGUCGAAGUACUGCUCGGUCAAGGGGCUGAAAUAAACGCGACGGAUAAAAAUGGUUGGACGCCGCUGCAUUGCGCCGCUCGCGCCGGUUAUCUCGAUGUCGUUAAACUCCUCGUCGAGAGUGGGGCUUCGCCAAAGAGCGAGACCAAUCUAGGCAGCGCACCGAUUUGGUUCGCCGCCUCGGAGGGUCAUAACGACGUGCUCAAGUAUCUCAUGGAGAAAGAGCACGAUACCUAUGCACUGAUGGAGGAUAAGAGGUUCGUUUAUAACAUGAUGGUCUGCAGUAAGAGCAACAACAACAAGCCCAUCGAGGAAUUCGUGCUGGUAUCACCGGCACCGGUAGACACAGCCGCGAAACUCUCCAAUAUUUACAUGAAAUUGUCGGAAAAGGAGAAAGAGAGAGCGAAGGAUUUGAUAGCCGCUGGUAAGCAGUGCGAAGCGAUGGCCACGGAAUUGUUGGCCCUGGCCGCGGGCGCCGAUUCGGCCGGAAGGAUCCUUACAUCGAUGGAUCGCAGGAACGUGGAAUUUUUGGACGUUCUCAUCGAGAACGAGCAGAAGGAAGUGAUCGCGCAUACGGUGGUACAGCGAUACCUCCAGGAGCUAUGGCAAGGGAGUUUAAACUGGAACGCAUUCAGGACGAUCCUAUUGUUCAUCGCGUUCCUCAUCUGUCCGCCUGUCUGGGUGGUGUUUGCCCUUCCACUCGGUCACAAGUACAACAACGUGCCCAUCAUCAAGUUCAUGUCCUAUCUCACGUCUCACAUUUAUCUGAUGGUCUUCCUUUUGCUGGUCGGCAUAAUUCCGAUAUAUCCGGUGGUGAGAGCUAGCCUGCUGCCAUACUGGUACGAAUGGUGUCUCCUCGUGAUGCUUUCCGGACUGCUGCUCUUCGAACUGACCAACCCGAGCGACAAAAGCGGACUCGGUUGGAUCAAAUUGGCGGUCCUGUUGUUCGGCGUCUGCGGUGUCGCGUUCCAUCUGAUGGGUUUCGUGGUAGUUCACCGACCCUACUGGCCGACCCUGCUUUACCUCAGGAAUCAACUGUUCGCACUGAGCUUCUUACUGGCGUGCGUGCAAAUCCUCGACUUCCUAUCGUUCCAUCAUCUCUUCGGACCUUGGGCAAUCAUCAUCGGUAACCUGAUGAAGGAUCUCGCGAGAUUUCUCGCUGUGCUGGCCAUCUUCGUGUUCGGUUUUUCCAUGCACUUCGUAGCGCUGAAUCAAGCCUUCAAGAACCAAUCGAUCCAGGACGCGCGAAUAGAGGACAGAAAGAAAAAGGGCGCCUUCCAGGACGAUUUGUUGGCCAAUGUUACGGAAUGGAUGAUGGAGACGCCAUCGACGGCGCCUCCUCGUCGCUACGGCCGCUACAAGAAAAAGAAUGAGUGUUGUGACGAUAGCUCCCGAGAUAUAAAGAUGAAUCCGGUACUCGCCUUCGAGUACCUGUUCUUCGCUGUCUUUGGCCAAACGACCCACGGCGAGCUGAAGGUCGAGACUAAUCAGCCUCAGUGGACCUCGGUCCUCUUCAAGUUGGCAUUUGGCGUAUACAUGUUGGUCUCGGUAGUCGUAUUAAUUAAUCUGCUGAUCGCCAUGAUGAGCGACACCUACCAAAGGAUACAGGCGCAAUCGGACAUUGAGUGGAAAUACGGGCUCAGUAAACUGAUCCGAAAUAUGCACAGAACGACCACCGCCCCGUCGCCUCUUAACUUGCUCACUACUUGGAUCGUGUACUUCAUCAAGGUGUGCAAGCAACAUUCGGCGAAACGAAAACGGCCCUCGUUGAUCCACAUGAUGGGACUUCAGCAUGCCGGUCGUCUGUCACCGAGAUCGAAGAUGGGCGCUAAAUGGUUGGCCAAAGUGAAAAAAGGUCAAGUCAGACCGAAAGACAGCGUUACUUUGUCGGUGGUACACUUGAGUCCUCUCGGUAGCCAAUUGUCCUUCAAUAGCGCGACCAGAAUCGAAAGCGUAGUCGAUUGGGAUUCCAUCAGAAAGAAAUAUCUAGCGUUGGCUGGGAACGAGCCUGAAAAAGAAGCGGAUAAAGACGAUAAGAACGAGGAGAACGAGAAGGAAGAGGAUAACGGACCGACCGCGUCGAACUCGUCCACGAUGCCAGCUACUUCAACGCCACCUAUCUAGAGGAACCAUGUUCCUCGCCUCGGACUAACAAAAGUUCAAUCCAUAAUUACGAACUUGCUAAAUUAACGAGCUAACGGUGUCGUACAAAUUUUUCGCGCGCUAAUUGCGCAGCAUUGAAUAAAAGAAAAGAUAAAGCUACGACAUCGAACAAUUCUAGGUAACAUCUCCGAAGGUCGACGACCAUCACAAUUCCGCGAGAUAUAAAUCGAGCCUGGUAUCGUUUCGGA
Molecule: messenger RNA, 6452 nt
Organism: Osmia bicornis bicornis
Lineage: Eukaryota; Metazoa; Arthropoda; Insecta; Hymenoptera; Megachilidae
Gene: nompC
Product: serine/threonine-protein phosphatase 6 regulatory ankyrin repeat subunit A
Exons: 14
Coding region: 964-6225 (1753 amino acids)
Biological process (GO): GPI anchor biosynthetic process; calcium ion transmembrane transport
Cellular component (GO): glycosylphosphatidylinositol-N-acetylglucosaminyltransferase (GPI-GnT) complex; membrane
Molecular function (GO): protein binding; calcium channel activity
Source: RefSeq, a predicted model, not a curated record